AGUCGAUGCAGAGCUACAUCUACGUCGAAGCUGUCCAUCCAUUUCCGCGCUUUGCAGAUUGUUGCUGUUUGUGCUGACUGUAAUACUCUGGGUGUGGGUGUGUGUAAUAGCGGUGUGUGUUGCGCGACCGAGUUCCAAAGGAAAUGCCUCAAGGGUAUCAAUAGCCGCUACUGAGUCUCGGCAGGUGAAAGCCGAUCAGACGCCUAGAUUCUGCUUUUCUCGCUCCACAAAAAGGUUCCGAAAUGGUUCGGGCGCAACUGCUACGGGCCUUAAUCAUGGGCCCUCCCGGCUCUGGAAAAGGCACCGUGUCCUCCCGCAUCGUCAAGCACUUCGCUCUGAAACAUCUCUCCAGCGGUGAUAUUUUGCGGGACAAUAUGAACAAGAGAACUGAAAUCGGCAUCCUUGCUAAGUCGUAUAUUGAUCAAGGGCGACUGAUUCCCGAUGACAUUAUGACGCAGCUGAUGCUAAAUGAGCUGAAAACGCUAGAGCAGAAUCACGUGUUGCUGGAUGGUUUCCCCAGGACAGUUCCACAGGCUGAAGACCUGGAUAAAGCAUGUCCAAUAGACACUGUGAUUGACUUGGAUGUGCCUUUUGAGACUAUCAGACAACGCUUGACUGCACGCUGGAUUCAUCCUGCUAGUGGCAGGGUCUACAACCUUGAAUUCAAUCCUCCCAAGGUCCCUGGCCGUGAUGAUAUUACUGGAGACCCUCUUGUUCAAAGAGAUGAUGACAAACCAGAAACUGUUAUGAAGAGGCUGAAAUCUUAUGAAAUGGAAACCAAACCUGUCCUGGAGUAUUACCGCCGGAAGGGAGUGUUGGAAUCUUUCUCUGGAACAGAGACCAACAAAAUCUGGCCCCACAUUCACACUUUCCUUCAAACCAAGCUGCCCGACAUGAGCCAGAAGGAAGCUUCUACUCACAGCUAAAGGAGGAUCUGUUGCUGUAUUGAGAAGGUAGAAGCUAUUGGCUAUGGCUAAGCUUCUAGAAAUAUAUUUUCUAAACAGUAGUGAAAUCAUGGAGACGUUGGUGGGCUGGGUUUUUUAUAAAUUAAGUGUGCUAUAAUGAUUAAUAGCUGACUUAAAAUCUCUGAAAUGGCCACACUUCAACUCUGUGCCCUAAUCUACGUAGUAUUUUCUGUUGUGUGGUAGGGUGAUUUUAAAAGUGCUAAUUUUGUAUUAGAUGGACCUGAAUUUUAUAAAAAACAAUUUAAUAUUAAACUGAUUUUUAACAAAA
This is a messenger RNA of Rhineura floridana, 1233 nucleotides long. It is a transcript of the gene AK3, whose product is annotated as adenylate kinase 3. The coding region runs from base 243 to 926 and encodes 227 amino acids. Gene Ontology annotation, molecular function: AMP kinase activity; ATP binding. Lineage: Eukaryota; Metazoa; Chordata; Lepidosauria; Squamata; Rhineuridae. Gene Ontology annotation, biological process: nucleobase-containing compound metabolic process. The transcript is spliced from 5 exons. The record is from RefSeq and is a predicted model, not a curated record. Gene Ontology annotation, cellular component: mitochondrion; cytoplasm.